GAACAUCAUAGGAUAGAGUCGGAACGCGACUGGGAAUACACCGAGAGAAAUACCCCGAACAAGGUGCAUUAACUAAGUACAUGAUUUAGAGAAAGUCUCACAAUAUUAUCAGGAAUGCAACUUCUGAGACACCCACAGACAUCAACAUGUCAUUACUGAGCAUCGGAAGCUGUCCGGACGAGCGGCUAGUGGCGGCACCUUCUGGCGCAGUUGCCGACUCCACUGCCUCGAUCAUUCCUACGACAGUAGAUGAGAGCGACGAGGCUCAUCAUGACAACGCACCAGCAGAAGGGGAUGAAAUUAUAUCCACGACGAAAGAAGAUCAUGACGCACCACCGGGACCAGAGCCGUCUUCAUCUUCAUCUUCGGGAGGUGCUUUCAAAGUUCUACACGACAUGGUGGAUCUCGUCACGCACAAUUUUACACUCGACGAAAUCGGUGGUGGCUUGUUCUACUCCGAUCACAACUACACAUUGGAUCAAGACCAGGUUUUUAGAGAGCAUGAAGAAGACGAAGAGGCUGGACUCGAAGUAGAAGAUGGUUUGGAUGUUGAGAAAGGACAUCAAAGUGGUACAAGUUCUAGUAGUAGCAGCAGUAGUACCAUUAGGAGUAGAGCACGAGCAGUAUCAUCGUCGAAGACUCCGAAAUCUUCUAGUAGGUCUAGAAAUAAGUCUGGUACAAGUAGUGGAUCUAGAAAACGAAGGAGAAAACAAGAAAAAACUACUACAGUAUACGAAUACAUCGCUGGAAUCGAUGACGAAGAAGAGGAAGGACUUGCGAGUGUCGAAAAGAAGAGCAAGGUCGACGAUUUCGCCGAUGACGAGAGUAUCGAUGAUGUGGCAUCAGACGAGACGGAAAUAGGUGUGCAUGAAUUUCACCGAGAUGUAGAUCGAGUUGACACCACCAGCAGUGCAGCAGCACAAUCUCAAGUAGGAGCACCAGAAGACAACGCACAACAAGAGCAGGAGCCUUCGACAUCUAGGUCGCCAGGGAACAACGGAACACACGAACACCGGGAAGAACGGAACGAACAAGAUGGUGAAAGUGAUGACGUAGACGUUCUUGCACUUUCUCUCUCUAGUUCGAGCCUUGUGGAUGAUGUGUUUGAGGAUUCGGCAGAAGUAGCAGAUAGAAGCAGCAACGAAGACCAAGACCGUCAGACUAGGGAACCACAGCUCGAACUGGAAGCAAUCACAUCAGCCGGUGAUCGUUCCGAGAAGGUAGAAGCUCACAGCGGUGGUGGAGUAUCGGAGCGAGGUGACGACAGUCCUCUAGUAUCGCUAGAACCGGAGCAGGCAUUGAUGAAAACGGUAUCGCUUUUAGAACCGGAUGAAGACGAUGCUGGCGCUCUUAGAGACGAUCUUCAAAGAACAGAGGACGAAGAAGAACAUCUAGAUCUACUUUACGACGGAAAAGAAGAGCAGGACAUGAGUUGUGCCAAGAAGAAUGCACUAGACAAAAAGGACCUCUCAUUGGUCUAUACCUCUUCACCUUUGCUUCUGGAUGAUCAUGAUGUGUGCAAUGAAGUACUCGGAGUCGUUGAAGGCGCUUCUACUGUGUCUAGGAGUUGCAGUGACGCAGUAGACCAAGGGCAGCUACUAGAAGACCAGCGGGAGCUACAGCAAGGGGGGGUAGCGAAUGACGUACAACUGCACGAUGCAGAUAGUGCCCAGCUAGCAGCAGCGUCGUCGAUGCCCUCAGCUGUAGCGGUACCCAGGCCACCAGACGACGUAGAGGCCGCAAACCUAGAGGUUCUACAGAGUGGCACGACACCAAGACAGGCGACAGCCUCAGAAGACAUUUUUGAAAACAGAGCACCAGCUGUCCUUGAGCCGCUAGAAAAUAGACCUUCUGCGUCUUCCUCCGCUGUCGACGACAUCAAACAUGGCGAGGGUAAGGCAGAGCUGCUAGUGGAUGAAGAAGCGGACGUGGACGUUGAGUCUCCUCUUCUACAACUCGAAGAUGAUAAUGACGAUGAAAAACAGCAAGGUUUUUAUCGUGAUUCUCUGCUUCCCUGUUCUUCUGAAGUGGUUGUAGCCACAGAUGAUCCAACCAGAGUACUGGAAGACGACAGAGUACUUGAAGACGCUACAUCUUCUUCGUGUCCUGAAAAUCGCGACCUCCGACGAAUCCAGUCUCCUGAUGAAGUUGAAGAGACUUUAUUUCCGCUUCCAUCUCCCGAAGAUGACGCAGCUCUUGUAUCUUCGUCAUUUCCGCUUCCAUCUCCCGAAGAUGACGCACCUCUUGUUUCUUCGUCGCCUUUAGAACCGUUACCAUCACCAGUUGCGGAAGUCGUCCGCAGAAACUCAGAUGUGGAUGGGAAGAUUUACCAUGACCAAAGCGAGGUCGAGGUGGAUGACGACCACUUUACGCCUGUAGGAAGCAAAGAAGUGCCCGGCUUUUCUCCUCUUGAGCAACUAGAGGAGUUUCCUCUAGAGGAGGAGGAGAUUGACGGUUCGCGAGUAGUUGUAGAAGCGGAUGACGGGGGUUUACAACUAGAAGACAAUGACUACGGAGGUUGUAAAAAUGAGGAGCGAGGACUAAAUCUAGAUGAAGACGAGAAUGACUUACAACUAGGUGACGGUCAUGGUGAGCAGCGGCGAGAAGAAAUAUGGGAAGAAGUUGGGGAGAAGAAUUCUGGUGAAAUAUGGGACGAAGAGGACGAGGGCUUGGAAGAUGAUGACGCGGGUUUGAGGAGAAGUUGCCGCAGAGAAGAAGACGAUGGUGGAGAAGAUGUAGGUCUUCGUGGAGAAGAUUUAGGCCUUCUCACGCUGAUGGAGGAGAAGCUCGAGCAUCAAAAUGAAAAUCAAAGUAGUAAGGAGCAACGUGGUGUUGAAGUUGCUGCGGUUCGACAAAAAGAGGACGAGGAAGAAAAUGAAAAUGUUGAUCAAGAAUCUUUACUACUUGAAGAUCAAGAUGGAGGAAUACACACGACAGGCAUCGACUACGUGACGAGUGCUCCAUUACCUCCUGCUCCAACAUCUCCAUACAACGAAAAUUACGCGUUCUUCCGCGGAACGCAGGACGCAGCAGGAGUAGUGUCAAGCUCGAGCAACAGCAAAGAAAGCCACUGCACGACCAGUGGAGACGACAAAAAGCAGGGGACAAACACAAACUCUUCAGUUAUGGUCAGCUGCGUCAUUUGACUGGAUUUAUAUUUCUGCACGUCUUUGACUUUGAUUUGAAAUGACCACUCUACAACUAAGAACUCUACCAAAUAACUUCCUUCUAACUCGUCAUCUUCCGACAUGGAGCACAAUUUCCACCUGUCCUUAUCCGCAGCUGAGGCGUCCUCGACCGAGGAAAAAGCAGGGAGUUGUGAGAAAGUCUUAGUACUAGAACUUGCACCAGUAGUUCUUGAGGAAAGUAACAAUAGAAACAAUCUCUCGAUGGCCAGCAAUGUGGAGCAUCAAUUGCAUCUUCAUCAACUACCCACCGAGCAGGGUGACCUCCAACAUCACGCGCAGGAUAAACAGCUCCUGAAUUCUUCAACAUGUGCUCUCCAUCAAAGUUCAACCAAAGCCACUGACGUCGACACCAGUAGUACUCUGCCUCCUUGCGGCACAACCAUACCUCCUGCGUGGCGCUCCUCACCUUCCUCUUUAUCAUCAUCGAUAUCGCCUCUACUGAGACGCGGCGAGGAUUGGGAAUCUUCCUCUUCCUCGUCUGUUUCUCCUCUACUGGAUGGUGAUGACAAUGUUGAGAAGCGAGACUGCGACGAGGACUACGGUGAGAAUAAUAGGAACUACAAUGCAGCUGAACCGGCAGGCGCAGACCAGUCCAUCACUGAACAACAACAAGAACAGACUAUGAUGUUACAAAUAAAGGAAAACGAAACUGCGCCACCAGAGCUCCUUGCAGUUGCAGAUGAUCAGGUUUCUCUUCUCGUAGACGAUGACUGUAGAGGACUCGACUGUGUUCUUGAAGGACCAGAAAAGAAUCUUCCUGGUGGACAAAGCAGCAAAAUGACCCAAAUCACGAGCAGUUGCGAGGAGAGUCAGAGUCUACGAUUACAGCGCAGAGAAGUGUGGGAGACCGAGGAUGACUAUCUAGUGGAUCACUCGGAAGAGGAAGAGGAACACGAAGUAGUGGAUGACGUCAACAUGAAAAAUUCAUCAUCUAGUUCUAAGGAGAGUGUUGUACAAUGUCAAGAUCCAAGAGACCGAUCAACAAAACCUCCCGACGACCACUCCACCUUCAUCGUUGAUGAUAUUAGCGUUAUCGACCCUAACGAACAGGACCCUUCAAACCCGACGCAGCAAGGCUUUUACUUCUAUCCUGACCGAGAUAGCGGAACAACUACGAGUAGCGGUAGCUCAAAGAAUAGUGCUGAACCUUCAGGAGACCAACAGAUCAUCGAUGAAGCGAUGGCUCAUCCGCCAGUCCCAGUGGCGUCUAGGACUCCUGCGAUGUCUCCAGUGGCAUCUACGCCAGUGUCAUCGCCUGUAUCGUCUCUCAUCCCGCGUUCAUCUGUGAAGAUACAUCAAGAUGAAGCUGGAAAUGACAUGGAGGAGUUGGCGGAGGAUCAUGGAGGUGGUAUACCAGAAACAACCCCGAACGACGAUGACCCAUCAAACGAGCACGACCGUCAACACCCAGAAAACGGAACAAGCAGAGUAAGCAUUGCAGAAGGAGAAGGCCCGUCUUCGAAUAGUUCCUACAGUUCUUCAACAUCGAGUAGUGCCAAACGUAAGACGGGAAGUAGUACCAGUUCUUCAACAUCGAGUAGUGCCAAACGUAAGACGGGAAGUAGUACCAACAAGGACACCAAGACCGGCAUUCCUGUGAGAAAUCUAGAAUUGCAGCAGCAACUCGCGAAUGCGCGGACUCCUACGUACCUCUACUAUCCGCCGGACAGUACUAGGUCACCAGAACGCAGGUUUAUGUUCUUUCGUGGAACAGCACGUGCCUAUGCCCAGCCGACACCCAGCGACAGCAACAGCUUACCAAGGGAUUCUCUUGUUCUAAAUGUUCUUGACGCUCCGGCAUCUGGGUUCGUGGAUGAUGGAGGAGAUGGAGGAGGCGAAUGUCUUGCAGUUGAAGAGGAGAAAGUAGAUUUCCAUAACGAUAGUGAAUUUGGCGAAAAAGAGGAGAAUGCUCUACAACAUCGCGACGUCGAAGAUACUCGGGUCUUGUUGGAAAAUGCGGCUAGUACUUGCAUUCAGGAUGCAGAAGCAGGUUCGUCAUCAUCUUCAUCCUCCAUGAGCUUAAGAAAUGAUAAUGGUCACGCGCAGAAACAAGGACAGCAUGACACCUGCAAUCAAGUCCUGGCGACGCCGUUGGCUGGUCUAGCACCAAGUAUAGGAAGUACUACUACUAGACGCAGUCGCGCUCCAACAGCGGAAUUCUUUGUUAUAUCUACGCCACCCGGUGGCGGGAGGAAAGCCAGGGAAAGCACUUUGCUGUCCUCAAGCGGUGGAGAAGAAAAGUCGAGUCCAGAAGAGGAGGCUGAAUUUUCUAGGCUAGAAUCGCAACGCUUGGAUGACUUGCGACCGUCGUCCGAACAAGAAGAUACUAGGCGAACAAGAUAUCAGGAUCAAGAACAUGGUGGAAGUUGGUCUGAAGAAAUAAGGAUGGUCGAUACGACAAGCACGACAGCUGUGAUGUGUAAGAAUAUUAAUGCCGAAGAACAAGAACAAGAUAAGCAACACCAUUCUUAUCCUGUACAGCCGUUAUUUUCACCGUCUAGUAGCUCUAUAUUCUCUGCGGCAUCGCAAAGGCGCAAACCCACCUCAUCUACCUCAUCAACUCGACGAAACAAUCGUAACAAGAACAACAUUCGAGGUAGAAGUAGUGCUAGUAGUAGAAGGUACUACACAGGUAGGACGAGUGGCGGCGCAGACAGUGCUCCGGAAGAGUUGUCUUCCAUUGGACACAAGGUGACGAGCGUUAGGCGGGUCCGUAGCAGUUCAGCUUCUGGCGCUAUCGACGUGUCGGUGAGGAAACAACUCAAUUUAGAAGAAGGAAGAAGCGGGUGUGGUGGAGAACGACAAGUUGUACAACUAGAUGUUGAGCAGCCUGCUCGUGAGUUAGAAGAGCUUGACGAUUCUUUCGCGGAUCAUCACGUAGAGGAACGUUGUCUGAGCACGUCGAUGCACGUUUUAGGACGUUCUGAGACCACUGAGAGGAGACCUUCUUCGCCAGUUUUUUCAUACGAAGAAGAUACAAGUUGGGAAGAAUUUUUCGGUCUGAAGAACGGCGUUGGCGGAGGAGGCUCGAGAAGUAAGAUGUUGACAUCUUCAAGUUAUAGGAGCAGAAAAGCGAUGUUCGACAAACAGCGAGCUGCUGAGCAGCUUCACUACGAUCUUUCGUCAAGCUCUUCGGUAGUUACGUCGUCCAGACCUGGCUCUCGAACCAACAGCAAACUGACACAGCGGUCAGGGCCACUCUUCUUCGAGAAUACAGCCGUCAUGAUGAGGCCGUAUAGUAGUUACAACCUCUCAACCUCAACCAGAAAUCCAGCCAGCAACACUGCUAGACCGUGGUCAAGGACUCGCAUCGAUCUUGGUGUUUCUGUGAAGUUGGACAUUGACCCACGAUUAACCCCAAUUAGUCCCCUCAUCCCAACAUAUCAUGACUAUAGUAUGUCUUCUUAUCUGUCUUCUUCCUGAUCGAAAUGAUACCAUUGGUGAGGUCGCUUUUCGACGUUGCUCUUUUGUCACAUCAUCACGAUCCCAUUCCUGAAUGACCAUGACGUACAUACUGUUUGAGUUGAUCUUCAUCUGGUCUUACUUCCACAUGUUUUCGUUUUGUCUUUUCUCUUUUCAUCCCUGAUGCACACGCACUACAACGCACGCGAGUUGACAAAGAAAUGAAAUGCCUUUUUU
This is a messenger RNA of Amoebophrya sp. A25, 6827 nucleotides long. NCBI's taxonomy places the organism in Eukaryota, Dinophyceae, Syndiniales, Amoebophryaceae. The record is from the annotation of a GenBank genome assembly.